This is a messenger RNA of Angiostrongylus costaricensis, 1197 nucleotides long. Lineage: Eukaryota; Metazoa; Nematoda; Chromadorea; Rhabditida; Metastrongylidae. The record is from the annotation of a GenBank genome assembly.
AUGUUCACGUUCAAGGAAGCCAUUUCUCCUCUUGACACUACAAACGCCUCCCAAAAGCUAUUGUCGGUUCCGAGCCGUCAUAAGAAUUCAGAAUAUUGCAGGAAAAUGUUGCGCAGAUUGCUGCGUGAAAAAUUACUCACCGAGAAGUUCUUGCAUCACUCUGAGUUGAACAGAUCGCUAAACAUACCAUUUACUGUCGCCAUAGUAUGUGCUUCGUCGAUACCUCUCCUGAUUUUCGUGCUGAUGCCGUACUCGUUAACCACGCUGGCCGGUCCGUCGACCAUCCUCGCCGUGUUGUUGACAUUUGUCAUUGUUUUGCUGUCAUCGGCUCAUCUAACCGAACUGUCAUGUGCGUUGCCGAAGAGUUGCGUUCUGUACCAAUUCACGUUCGCAAUGUUGGGUGAACUGCCUGCUUUCUUCGCCGCCUGGACGGCCGUUCUCGAUUCCAUCUGCAUCUCGACCAUCCUUUGCAGUUCUUGGAGUGAGCACAUGGUUAGUGGAUUUAAUGAAAUAGGAAGUUCACUUUCUAAAAAUCUCUGUCGAACAUGUUGGUCAGAGUUAUCGCUAUGCCUUGUCAUAGUAUCCGUGCUGAUGACAACCAGUUGUACGAUGGUCGGAUUCUUCCAUGCAGAUCCUCAGAACUGGAUUAACGCCAGCUUCUUUGGGUUUGGUUUCCAUGGCGUGAGUUUGUAUGAAGCUAGGCGACCAUUACGAGAUUUCAUUUGCAGCGCCUUUUCAUGCAGUCGAACUAAGCGUCUAAAUCACCAGAUACUUACUGAUUUGAUACUUGAAUGGCCCACCCUCCACUGGUUGUACGGACCGCAGCAUAAUCUGCUUUUUUCAGAGAUUUGCUGGUUAAGCCAUUGUGGUUCUCUUGAAUCCCGAGGUCAACUUGACCAAUGUCUGCCCCAGGUCUUCACCACCGCAGACAGUCGCAACACUUGUGGAUCAGAGAGAGAUUUGCCACCAUGCGACUUUGAUGCCAGGACGAUGGUGGAUCCUGGCAUUAGUUUACUCUUAGCUAGGCUUCCUGAUGGAAAGGCCGGACUCCUCAGCUUGGGAGACCCUGCCUGUGUGACGAAUCCCCGCUGUACAUUGCAGUCCGACACCCAGGAACACCUCUCAGCCACGAUGAGGCGGCAAAUGGUUCGGAGACUAAAUCACCAGAAGUCAUUAAAAAAAUCACUUUUUUUAUGA